Caretta caretta (loggerhead turtle) is the source of this 4527-nucleotide messenger RNA. RefSeq names its product G protein-coupled receptor 161 (gene GPR161). Lineage: Eukaryota; Metazoa; Chordata; Testudines; Cheloniidae. Gene Ontology annotation, molecular function: G protein-coupled receptor activity. Gene Ontology annotation, biological process: G protein-coupled receptor signaling pathway. The record is from RefSeq and is a predicted model, not a curated record. Gene Ontology annotation, cellular component: recycling endosome; plasma membrane.
UGCUCCGGGCCUCUCUUUUGGCGGCGGCUGUGGGGGGUCCGGGGCGCUGUAACCCGAAACCUCCCGCCCCUGAGCGCAGCGGAGGCGGCGGGGGAAGGAGGAAGCGGCUCGGCUGGGCCCGGCCCGACGCUGCCCAGCAUGUACUGUCUGCUCUGUCAAUGUGUGCUCUGACAAUGAGCAUCAACUCCUCCUUCAGCAAUGGGAAGGGCCUGAGAAACCUCACAGCACAGGAAGACGGGGCAGUCAGAGUCACCGAGUCGAUUGCUAUUAUCGUCAUUGCUAUUUUCAUCUGCUUGGGCAACUUGGUGAUUGUCGUCACCCUCUAUCGGAAGUCUUACCUCCUUACGCUGAGCAACAAGUUUGUGUUCAGUCUGACACUGUCCAACUUCCUUCUGUCUGUCCUGGUGCUUCCUUUUGUCGUCACCAGCUCCAUCAGGCGGGAAUGGAUCUUUGGAGUAGUUUGGUGCAACUUUUCUGCCCUGCUUUAUAUGCUGAUCAGCUCGGCCAGCAUGCUAACUCUUGGUCUCAUUGCUAUAGAUAGGUACUAUGCUGUCUUGUAUCCAAUGGUGUAUCCAAUGAAGAUUACAGCAAACAGAGCAGUUGUAGCCCUUGUGUACGUGUGGCUACACUCCCUCAUUGGCUGUCUUCCUCCUCUCUUUGGCUGGUCUUCCUUGGAGUUCGAUCAAUUCAAAUGGAUGUGUGUGGCUGCGUGGCAUAAGGAGGCAGGCUACACAGCCUUUUGGCUGAUCUGGUGUGCUUUGCUGCCCUUCCUGGUUAUGAUGAUCUGCUACGGAUUCAUAUUUCGCGUGGCUAGGAUUAAAGCGCGCAAGAUUCACUGCGGUAGCGUGGUCAUUGUAGAGGAGGACGCUCAGAGGAAUGGGAGAAAGAACUCUAGCACCUCCACCUCCUCUUCAGGCAGUCGAAGGAAUGCUUUCCAAGGGGUUGUCUACUCAGCCAAUCAGUGCAAAGCUUUCAUAACCAUCUUGGUUGUCAUUGGUGCUUUUGUGAUCACGUGGGGGCCCUACAUGGUAGUAAUUACGUCAGAAGCACUUUGGGGGAAAAAUAGCAUUUCUCCUGCUCUGGAGACAUUAGCAACAUGGUUAUCUUUUUCAAGUGCCAUUUGCCAUCCACUGAUUUAUGGACUCUGGAACAAAACAGUGCGCAAAGAACUAUUAGGAAUGUGUUUUGGGGACCGGUAUUACCGGGAGUCAUUUGUUCAGCGUCAUAGGACAGCCAGAUUAUUCAGCAUUUCCAAUAGGAUCACAGAUCUGGGACUAUCUCCCCAUCUCACAGCUCUCAUGGCAGGUGGGCGGCCUUUAGGACACAGCAGCAGCACAGGGGACACUGGUUUCAGCUGCUCUCAGGAUUCAGGGACAGAUGUGAUGCUGCUUGAGGAUUAUAGUUCAGAUGGAGCUCAUCACCCGCAUUGCGUUUAUCCCUAUCGACGGAGGAGUUCGGUAACAUUCGAAGACGAAGUGGAGCAAAUCAAAGAAGCUGCAAAGAAUUCUGUUCUCCAUGUAAAAGCUGAAGUCCAUAAGUCUCUGGACAGUUAUGCAUCCAGUUUAGCCAAAGCUAUUGAAGCUGAUGUGAAAAUCAGCUUGUUUGGAGAAGAUGCUUUACCAGGAUCUUUGUUUCCUUCACGCACUGUACCAGGCGGCAAUGUGGGUGCACGGCGUGGUGGCAGAGCCCAAGCUGGCCAAAGACUUCAGCUGCAAAGCAUCGAUGAAGGGAAUAUUUGACAAGAGCACUGAACUAGAAGAAACCACUAAGUAUGAUCCAGUAUAGUAAGAAUUAUUUUAAAAGAAGCAGGGUAUUCAGAAUGGCUUAACUUCAGUGUUUUAGUCAAGAACACUUGAAAAUACCUGAAUACUUGUCUUUAAAUACAUACGUCUACAUUUUAGAACAGUAUUUACUUACUGUUCAGGGUACUGUACAUGUGUUUGUGUAAUGUUUUUAUCCAUUAUACAGCACAUAAAAACACAGGAUUUGCCUUACUUGUCCAAACCACUGGUCCAUCAGAUCAAGUAUCCUUCAGUGACCAAUUCCUGAUAUUUCAUAGGAAAGCAAAACAAACAAACAAAAACCAUGCAGCAUUAUACAUGGUGUUGUAGAGAUUUUUUCCUGACCCAUGGGUCUAUCAAUGUAAUCCCUAAAAGAGGAGAUUUGAUGGCUGUACUGACUGGGAACUUUAUACACAGUGUUAUUUUGGACCAUGGAUUUAACUAAAGCACAAAAUCUGAGCCUAGUUUUCAGAUUUCCAGAAUCCCUUUUAUCCAAAUUACUGUCCUGUUCACCUUUGGUGGUGGAUUAUAUUUUUGACUGUGCAACCAUGGGAAUGCUAAAUAUGAGGCCAUAUUACACAUUGCUUUUGUUCCACUGGACAAAUGUUUUACUACAGAGAGCAGAUACAUCAUUCUCACAUAUAUAAUGGGUAGAGGCAGCCAAGCACUGGAAAGAUGGCAGAAAUAGUUUUAGAAGAUGGACAGAUUUUGUUUGGGGAUUUUUAGUUCUCAGUGAGAAUUACAAUUUGCUUUCCUUGUUUUGUUUUUACUGAGAGGCAUUGUACAGCCACUGAGAUUAAACAAGGAUGAGAGAGAAUAUAAAUACUGUAUUGCCACUUAAUAUUGACGUUAUACUGGAUUCAUCCUUUGUAUACAGAAAAGCUUUGUGAGUUGGAUUUUUACGAGGGAGUAUAUCUUUUUGUGUUUAAGCAAUAGCUACCUCACUCCAAGUAUUUCUUGGAGUUUAACUCAUUAAAUCUUAAAAUAACAAUAUUUAGCACUUAUAUAGCACUUUUCAUAUUCCAAGCGCUGUACAAGCAUGAAUUAAUCUUUACAGCCCCCUAGACCCAAGAGGCAGGUAGGUGGGUAAGCAGUUAAUUCCCAUUUUUGCUGAAGCAUUAAAGCAGGGGUUCUCAGACUUUUGUACUGGUGACCCCUUUCACACAGCAAGCCUCUGAGUGCGAUCCCCCAUUGUACGUUAAAAACACUUUUUAAUGUAUUUAACACCAUUACAAAUGCUGGAGGCAAAGCAGGGCUUGGGGUGGAGGCUGACAGCUCGCAACCCCCCAUGUAAUAACCUUAUGAUCCCCUGAGAGAUCCCAACCCCCAGUUUGAGAACCCCUGUAUUAAAGUGAAGGGCCAAGUUUGCCAGAAGUGCUCACUCAUUUUUUGUGACUCAGUUUUUGAGUGUCCACGUGGUAGCUGCAGGUGCUCAAAACCUCUGAAAAUCAGGGACAAGGCAUCUCAGUUUGGGCACUUAAAACCUGAAAAUUAGAGAGCUCUUGUGACAAUUUGGCUGUGUGUGACUUACCCAAGGCCAUAGACAGAAUAUCAGAAGGUAAGAUCUCUGGAUUUCAUGAAACUCAAUCCCAUUCUUAAGCCAGUAGAUCACACCUUUCUCUGGCCCCAGUUCAUCAAAGCAUUCAAGCACAUGCAUAAAUCCAUCCCUAUUCAGCAAUGCACUUAAGCUCAUGCCUAACUUAAGUACUUGCUUAUGUCCCAUUGAAGUCAAUGGGAUUUAAGUGUAUGCUUGAAAUUAAGCAUGUGAUUUGCAGAAUAAAGAUGGACUGUUGAAUUGAGACCUCUACAAUCCACUAAAUGGGGUGUUUUGCAUAGUUAUAAAAUAUUCGGGAAUGAAAUAGUUAAUAACAAUGGAUUGUGAGGAGCUGGUGACCUGAAAAGUAGCCCACUGACCCCAGUCACUCAUUCAUUUUACUUUAUUUAAUUUUUCAAAUGUAUAAAAUGUAUCUUCUGACAGCUCUGGGCACAUGUUCAAGAAUCUAUAAUCCCAUCGAUUUCCAGGAAAUGCCCUGCACCGAGGUCAUUAUUGCCAUUGUGAGAUAAAUAUGCAGGGAGAAAGCUAGGUCACUGGAUUUCUUUUCACAGGUGAUGCUGUUUUAAUUGCUGUCUGUAUGAACACACACAUGGUAUAAUAGCCCAUCAGAUUGUUAGAAACAAUUUCUUAAUGUUCCAUUUAUUUUAUAACCCAAGUUGACCAAAAAUGCCAUUGAAGGGAAAGAGAACAAGGAGCCUGAAUUAAAGGGGCAAACAUAGGAUAGUUUGGAUCGAUUGGGUUCACUCUUAUUCACCAUUAGGUUGCAUUGAAGUAAUUGUCAAGAUUCUGGCCCAAAGGCAUAAGCAUAGGGGGGAAAACCCCCAAGGCGCAUGUGAAAGCACAAAAUAGUUAGCAUUACAUAAAGAGCACCUUACGCACCAAGACACUGACCCAAAUUCAGCCCCCUGUGAAGAUCUGAGGAGUUGCACCUGCUUACACCAGGGUUGAAUUUGUCUUACUGUGUUAAUUUCACUAACAUAUUAUUAAUGAUAUAUUUACUAAAUAAUUUAUUUACUAAACAAAACAAAACACAUCUUACACCUUCCCUGUAAUGCUGUUGUUGUUAUCAGUGUUUUCUAGUUUGAGGUGUUAGAGAAAUAACUAAUUAAGAAACACACACAUUUUACAAAAUUGUAUACAGAGUACAAGGAAAUGCAUUGUGAAAGUGAAUGGUUUAGUUUCAUUCUUCAA